Tympanuchus pallidicinctus (lesser prairie-chicken) is the source of this 1861-nucleotide messenger RNA. It is a transcript of the gene ARL16, whose product is annotated as ADP ribosylation factor like GTPase 16. NCBI's taxonomy places the organism in Eukaryota, Metazoa, Chordata, Aves, Galliformes, Phasianidae. The record is from RefSeq and is a predicted model, not a curated record. Gene Ontology annotation, molecular function: GTPase activity; GTP binding. Bases 41 to 589 code for a protein of 182 amino acids. The transcript is spliced from 4 exons.
UUCCGGCUUGGGGGCGCGCGCUGCUUCCGGCGGGGCGGGGAUGGCGGGCGCUGCGCGGCCCGGACCCACGUGCCUGCUGCUGGGGGCGACGGGCGUCGGGAAGAGCCUGCUGGGGAAGCGGCUGCGCAAGCUGUGCUCCCGGGACGGGGCCAAGGAGUUGGGCGAACCCCCGGCCACUCUGCCCACGGUGGGCACGAACCUGACGGACCUGACGCUGCACAAGAGGGUGACGCUGCGGGAGCUGGGCGGCUGCAUGGGCCCCAUCUGGCCCAGCUACUACGGGGAGUGCAGCGCCGUGCUGUUCGUGAUCGAUGCGGCCAACCCGACCCAGGUCUCCGCGUCCUGCGUCCAGCUGCUGUCCCUCCUCUCCGCAGAGCAGCUCGCCGCCGUGCCCGUGCUGAUCCUCUUCAACAAGAUCGACCUGCCCUGCUACAUGUCACUGGUGGAGAUGAAGUCGCUGUUCCGCAUGCAAGAGAUUGUCUCCUGCGCCACGCAGCCCAUCACCAUUCUGGAAACCAGUGCACGCGAUGGCACCGGCCUGGCUGAUGUCCUGCAAUGGCUUCAGACCACCUUCAGGGACCCUAGCUAACCUGGCCCCAGCACCUGUGCAGUGUGACAGGCUGAUGGCAGGCAGCAGCUCCUCGGUACUCCAUGGUAAAACUGAAACAUAAACCCAAGCCAUCUUUGUCUGCAGGCAAUCCUGCAGCACUUCUCAGGGUGCCUCAGAGUGUGCUGCCCUUCCCCUACAGGCUGUGAGACCCCAGCAGAGGGAGUGCCACCUGCGGGAGGGCCCUGCUGGCUGCUUGCAUCCAGAGCAAGAUGGAGCUCUGAAACUGGAUGGUCCCUGAAGGUGAGACUGUCGGCUCUGGAGCCACGCAAAGGUGAAAGUAGAGGGCUUCACAAUGUACAGGUGCUGCUGCAAAUCAUCAGGUACAUAACUGAAAAUCAGACAUUUAUUUACACAGGUGAAAAGCAGAGCCCUGUGUACUGGAGAUUAGCAAGGAGCAAAUGGAUAUCCUAUCACUGUGCUGCUAGCAGGACAUAGAGCCAGGCUGCAUCCUCACCCUAGAUGAGCAAAACCUGCUGGCAUGAGCAUGUAGCUGGGUUUGGAGGCAUGGAGUGUGCAGGAAGACAGGGGCGUGGGGGUGUUGUGCUGAUACACAGCACUGCAGAUGCCUCUCUGGCACUCACUAUGGUUCAAAAAACUGCAGACGAUGAGGAAGAUUUUUGUUCUGAAGCAGCCUGAUAAGCUGAUUUCUAAGAUUUUGUUGUAUGUUGUUUUCAAAUUCUUGCUCAAUGGCCUGGUAGUUGUUCUGUGGGGGAUUGUUUAUCACAGAAGUGUCUUUUGAGACGACCUUCUCCUGCAGCCCCGUCGUGCCUUGCAGCAGCUUGCUCAGGCUCUCAUUCUCAGCGCAGUUUCCGUGCGGCCAUGGGACGUUUUCCCUGGUGUCACCCUCAUACGGCUGGAAGUUGACAUGAUACAUCAUCUUGCAGUUCACGCAGGGUGGCUUUUCUAUGAAGACUCCAUUGCUGUAGCAGAAGGCUCGGCACUGCACUUCAUCAGGGAAGACAAUGACCAGGUUAUCCUGCCCGUGGUACACUGCAAACGCCACCGCCUUGUGCCACGUCCUGAGGCACAGGAUGCUGAUCAUGAUCUUCUUCUCCAUCAUCCCUCUGCAGGAGACAGAUGCUCCAUAAAAGAUAGGGAAGCUUGCUUUAUUCUCAGGUUCUUUGGGUUCUCUGUAAAAGCUGUAAGCGACAACUGCGGCUCUGAAGACGAACUCACUGGGGCUCAUUCUGUGUGCUUGAAGGUGUAUUGCUAUUUCCACAGCGCUAUUAAAUUCAUGCAAGAAAGACUCCA